Molecule: messenger RNA, 4234 nt
Organism: Chelonus insularis
Lineage: Eukaryota; Metazoa; Arthropoda; Insecta; Hymenoptera; Braconidae
Gene: Msh6
Product: DNA mismatch repair protein Msh6
Exons: 5
Coding region: 108-3812 (1234 amino acids)
Biological process (GO): mismatch repair
Cellular component (GO): nucleus; MutSalpha complex
Molecular function (GO): ATP binding; mismatched DNA binding; ATP-dependent DNA damage sensor activity
Source: RefSeq, a predicted model, not a curated record
GUGAAAAGAAAUGCGCACUUACCGAAUUUUCUAACCGCCCAUGGUCAUAAGCGUUGUCGAGGCCAUUCUAGAAAUUGUUUCACGUGUCUUGGAGGAUUUUAUCAAACAUGAGUAAACGAUCUCAAAAAAAUACAUUAUUGAAUUAUUUCACUUCACCACCUGGAGUAAAACGAGAUGCCAAGCCUGAGGCUAAAGCAACUGCAAGUCCAAAAGCAUCAACUCCUACAAGAAGAAAAGCCAAGGAAACAAAAGGUAAGGCAAAUGAUAAAGAAAACAAGAAAGACAAUAAAAAACAAAUGGGUACUCCUAAAAGAAAGAGACCGGUAAAAGGUGCAGCUCAAAACGCUGAAGCAGACAAUGACGAUGAAGAUGAAGAUAAAGAGGAAGAGGACGAAACUGAAGUAAAAGCAAAGAAAAGGAAGGUAGCACAGGAAAAAUCUGAAAAGAAGCAAAAUGAAAAACUCGAUAAGAAGAAAGCAGAAAAAGCAGAAGAUUCUGAUGAUGAAAAAAAUGAAGAGGAUAAUACUAAUGUUAUUACAACAAAAAGAGGUAGAGUUGUAAAACAGAAAAAACUCUUUGAUGACUCUAAAUUAGAUGAAGAUGACACUGAUGAUGAAAUGUGGACGAAAAAAAAACCUGAAGUACCUGCAGGGAAGAAAAGAAGGAUCAUUAUUCCUGAUGAUGAUAGUGAAGGGGGAACAGAAGAUGAAUAUAAACCAGAUGCAGACGAAACCAUAUCAGAAGAAUCUGAUGUUAGUGAUGAAAACGUUUCAGCUGAACUCGCAGAAACUCCAUCCGAAGACUCUGCUUCUGAUGUUGAACCCACUCCUCCGAAAAAGAAGUCCAAUGGGUUUUUCCCAGGAAAAGCUAAAAAUUCAAAUAAAUCUAAAGAUAAGGAUGAUCUCCAAUCGUUCACCUUAGAAAAACAAAUGUCAUCAGGCCCUGAUAAUGGAGAAACUUGGGAACACUUGAAAUUUGAUUUUCUGAAGCCCGAAAAUAUUCGAGAUGCCAAUAAAAGAAGGCCUGACGAUCCUGAAUACAAUCCCAGAACUCUUUAUGUUCCUCCAGAUUUUCUGAAUACUCAAACUCCUGCUAUAAGACAAUGGUGGGUCCUCAAAAGUAAAUACUUUGAUUGUAUAUUUUUCUUCAAAGUCGGGAAAUUUUACGAGCUUUACCACAUGGAUGCAGUAACUGGAGUAAAUGUUCUCGGGCUGACAUUUAUGAGAGGACAGCGAGCUCAUUCAGGAUUUCCAGAGAUUAGUUACGGCCGUUACUCUUCGGCUUUGGUAGAAAAAGGUUAUAAAGUAGCUCGAAUAGAGCAAACAGAAAAUCCUGAAAUGAUGGCUAAGAGAUGUGAGAAACAGGCGAAAGUCAGUAAAUUUGAUAAAGUUGUAAGACGUGAAAUUUGCCAAGUUAGCACUCGUGGUACACGAAUUCCAACAGUUCGAGAUACAGAAUCUUUUGCACCUCAAUGCAAUUACAUUAUGUCAAUUGUAGAAAAACAAAAUGCAAAACAGUUAUCAACUUACGGAAUUUGUUAUGUAGAUACGAGUAUUGGAUUAUUUCAUAUGGGUCAAUUCGAUGAUGAUCAUCAUAAUUCACGAUUACUUACUUUAUUUUCUCAUUCUACUCCAGCUCAUUUGAUCUAUGAAAAAGGAAACCUUUCUUCCGCGACCAUGAAAAUACUUAACACCCAAUUACCAGUUUCUACCAUUAAAGAAGGUCUAUUAAAAGAUACAGAAUUUUUGUCUGCCACUAAUGUAUUAGAGAAAUUACACGAAGGCGAAUACUUCAAAAGUAAUUCAGAAUUCUCUUGGCCUGAUGGAUUGAAACCUUUCCUGAAUGAAAAAGAUACACUUGGCCUUACACCAGCAGAUGAUAAACAACUUGCUGUUCAUGCACUGGGAGGUAUUGUCCAUAUUUUAUGUUCAUAUGUACUAGAUGAACAAGUGUUGGGUCAAAAACGAUUCCAAACAUACACACCACCUGAUUUAAGUCACGCGACUGGAUUAUCAGCGACCAUGGUUUUGGAUGCUGUUGCUAUAAAUAACUUGAAUGUCUUAGGCAAUGCUCCAUCUCUAAUUUCAACUCUAGAUUAUUGUUGUACUCCAUUUGGCAAAAGAUUAUUAAGAGACUGGGUAUGUCGACCAGCUGGAGACAAAAAUGUGAUCCAUAGCCGUCAAGAAGCCAUAUCAGAGUUAAGAGAUGUAAACCAUGUCGUCCAAGAAGCUAAAGAACUUUUGAGUUCUCUUCCUGAUUUAGAAAGGCUUCUAAGUAAAGUUCAUGCACACGGAAAUGCUGCGAUAGCUGAAAAUCAUCCAGAUUCAAGAGCUUUCAUGUUUGAACCUACUACUUAUUCAAAAAGAAAAAUAACAGAUUUUAUCAUGACUCUAGAAGGCUUUGAUAAUAUUCUAAAAAUAAUGAAACUGUUUGAAUCAUUUGAAAGUGAUUUGAUAAUUAAAACAACACAAACAGAACCUCAAGGCGAGUUCCCAAAAUUACGAGAAAUUUUGAAUCUUUUUAAAAACGGAUUCAAUCAUGAAGAAGCUCUGAAAGAAGGUUGUAUCGUUCCAUCUAGAGGAAUAGAUAGUGAGUACGAUGCUGUGAUGGACGAGUUUGAUAAGAUUAAAAAAGAUACUGCAGAGUAUCUCAAAGAACAAUGUAAAUACUUUGGCUGUACUGUGAAGUUUACAGGAAAUGGUAAAAAUCGAUAUCAACUCGAAGUGCCUGACAGCCAUGCUAAAAAAGCUGAUGAAAAUUAUGAUCAUCAAGGUCAAAGAAAAGGAUUUAAACGUUAUUGGACUCCUGAGGCCUUAAAAUUGUUGUCUCGGACAAAGGAAGCUGAAGAUCAGCGUGACAAAAUAUUAAAAGAUUCUGAUAGAAGAACUUUUGCCAAAUUCAGUGAAAAUUAUGACAUGUGGUCACUGGCAGUUUACAAGGUUGCUGUGCUUGAUGUACUCAUUUCUCUUGCUGAACAUGCAAAAACAGGCGAUAUGUGUAUCCCGGAAAUACAAGAUAACUCGAACGAAAUUAUGAUUACGAUUAAAGAAGGAAAACAUCCAUUCAUUCUAGAUGAUAACUUUGUUCCUAACGAUACUUCACUAGCAGCUAAUGGGUAUGGUCCUCUGAUUAUCCUUACGGGACCCAAUAUGGGAGGUAAAUCAACUAUCAUGCGUCAAGUUGGAUUGCUAAUGAUUAUGUCACACAUUGGAUGUCAUAUUCCAGCUGAAAGUUGCAAGUUUUCUUUGGUCGACCGAGUUUUUACUAGACUCGGCGCUAAUGAUGAUAUGGUAACUGCUCGAAGUACAUUCCUUGUUGAAUUAAGUGAAGCUGUUACUAUUGUUCAACAUGCUACUAAACAUUCUUUAGUUCUUGUUGAUGAACUUGGUCGCGGAACUUCAACUCACGAUGGUACCGCUAUUGCAGCUUCUAUUCUCAACACUCUGGCUCAAAUAAAAUGUCGAACAAUAUUUUCUACUCACUACCAUUCACUUGUCGAUGAUUUCAAAGAGGUUUCAGAUAUUUCAGUAGCUCACAUGGCAUGCUUAGUUGAGAGUGAAGAAAAUGAUGAAUCUCAGGAAACAGUUACAUUCCUUUACAAACUGACUGAAGGCGCUUGUCCUAAAUCUUAUGGAUUUAACGCCGCAAGGAUUGCUGGCAUCAAAGCGGAUAUUACAAAGAGAGCUAACGAGUUAGCCAGCCAGCUUGAACAAGCUGGAAAACGAAGAAACUUGUUUAUUUCGCUUUGUCAAAGUAAUAAUUCAAAUGUUAAAAGUAUUCUUACACAGCUUCAAGCUAUUAAAAUUAAAUAAUCCAUGAAAAAAAGAUAAUACUCAUUUAUACAUUUCGUAAGAUAAAACUGAAAAAUAGAUGUCUAUUAUUUAUCUAAAUGUGUUGUAGUUUUUUAUAUUGUGGUUAAUACAUAUUUUUUUUAUAUUGAUUAUUUUUUUAUAAAUAAAUAAUAGAAAUAGUUUAAGCUGGAUAACUGUUUCUAUAAAAAGGUCAUGUUUUAUAAAUAAGAAUGAGUUAUUUGUAAAAUAUCAAAGUUCAAUAAACGAUGUCAGGAAACAAAGUUACGUAUGUUUUGCUAUAUCGAUAACACCUGAGAUAUAACUAGAAUCCAUACUAUGUAUAUUCAAAACUAUAUGACUGUUGAUUUAAAUAAUUGUUUUACUGCAUGUUGACUAUUUAAGAAUAAAAUACGGUAAAAAAAUAAUUUAAUUUCAUUUAUACA